AUGUUUGGUUCUCGAGCAUUUACAUCAACACAAACUGGUCAUCGAUGUACAUCGUCUGCUAAAUUUACAAGUACAAGACAAAUUGAAAAUGAUAUAGGAGAUCGAUAUCGAAUAGAUGAAGUAGAAGAUGAAACACAUCCCAAACGAAGCUUAGCUUGUUCUCUUAUUUCAUCAGUAUGUUGUCCCAUAUUGGGAAUUAUUGCUAUUUUUUAUGCAGUUCGUGCUGUGCGAGCACAUAGUCAAGGGUUUUAUGCUGAAGCAACAAUAUUUUAUAAAAAGGCUAUCAGAUGGUCACUUAUUACAUUUAUUAUUGGUCUUGUACUCGGUUCAAUAAUUGCAUUUACUUUCUUCGUCAAAACUGUUCUUGAUCAUCAUAUACAUACUACAAAUAUGUUUUCUAUUGUUAUACUUGCCUUAUUAUCAUCGGUAAAAGCACAAUAUUAUAAUAAUCAUCAUCAACAACAACAACAACAACAAUAUUCAUACAAUAAUUUAAAUCUGAGACCAUUUCAUCCACAAACUAAUGCGUUCGGAGCUCAAGGUAUGCAGCAAAAUCCACGUGUUCGUGGUAAUCUUAUUAGUGAUGAUACAUCUAUGUUACCAUUUGGUUCACAGAUAGUUGUAUCAUUAGCGGAUGUCUCUCUCCAAGAUGUAGCAUCUCGACCAUUAAAUACUCUCGUAUUAUAUGGAUCUUAUCGUUUUCCAAUACCUUUUGAAAUUCCAUAUUCAAUGGCACAAGUACAAAUAAAUAGUAAUAGUAUUCGACAAUAUGCUAUUCAAGCUCGAAUUGAAAAAGAUGGUCAAUUACUUUAUAUUAAUGAUCAAUAUACUCCAGUACAAUUAAUACCAGCACCAAUCAAUCCUAUUAAUGUAUUUAUGAAAAAAAUUAGUACAUCAACUUUUCCAGGAAAUUUUGGAACCUAUACACCAAGACCACCAAUUAUGAAUAGCCCUUAUAUUUGUUUACAAAAUCCGGAUAUUGGUCCUUGUAAAGCAAGUAUUGAGCAAUAUUUUUUUAAUGCUCAAUUAGGUUCAUGUCAAAUUUUCUUUUGGGGUGGUUGUGGUGGUAAUCAAAAUCGUUUCAAUUCUCUUAGUGAAUGUGAACGUACAUGUUCAUUUUAUCGACGACGAAUGAUUACCAAUAAUGCUAAACAAAGAUGGAUAAAAUAA
This is a messenger RNA of Rotaria sp. Silwood1, 1170 nucleotides long. The record is from the annotation of a GenBank genome assembly. Lineage: Eukaryota; Metazoa; Rotifera; Eurotatoria; Philodinida; Philodinidae.